UCGGUGAAGCUUCUGCGCUUGACUUUUACAUGCGACUUUUUUUGAUGAAUGUUUUCAGAGCCAGGGCGCUGUCCCGCCGCUGUCUGUCGAACGGCCAGUGACAGUGAGGAUACCCGGAAUGAAAAGUCACUAGCGGAGAGCAGAAAAAAAAUACCAACUCCUUUGAAGGCAGUGACUCAACGUUACUGAGCAAGAGGCAUUACAACACUGUUUUAUCGGGCUCCGAUUCACUGGAAUAUUUAGACAUAUAUACUUCUCAGCAAGUUCGUUCUGGAUGACUUAGGACUGCAGUGGCUGGGUGUGUUUGCAGUACUGUGACUGAUGGGUCUGCAUGGGAGAGCGUUCCACGUGGGCCCAGGGAUUGCCUCGACGUUCCCAAUGGAGACGGCGCACUGAGGGCUGAGUGCUUCUCUGUUCUUCCCGCCCUUGACUUUCCAUUCAGGGGACUGGCGAGCCUGAGGAGGGGGGGUGUGGGUGAUGGAGCGAAGAUUUUUUCCUGCAGCUCAGAGUGUGUGACAUGCGAGGCCAGCAUGUCCAUCGGACGCCCAUGGACUUCAGCGUCGGUGUGGUCACUCCUCCACACGUUCCCAUGUGCUGAGAGCACAGUUUCUGGAUGUUUCCGCGAGACGGUCGGCUCGAUUCGGCCCCGCUAGGAGCUUGGACCCGAUCCAGUGCCCACACACACGCCCGUCCCCUGCGCGCCCUUCGGAGCCCUCCGCCGUGCCUUGUUUGCGCCCGCUCCCCUUGCCAUGCGAGUGCGGGCCGGGACUGGGCCGCUGCUCGUCCUCCUGCUGCACGUGCUCAGUGGCGCCCGGGGCCAGUACGACCUGUGCAAGUCGCUGGUGAACACGGACGAGGGCGCGCUAUGGGAGGAGUACGCGUGCCAGCCCAAGAGCAGCUCCGUCAAGGACUUCAUGCGCAUCCGCGUCGAGCCCAUCGGCAUGACGUGCGGGAACCCGCCCGAGCGCUUCUGCACUCUGGAGAACCCGUACCUGUGCAGUGAUGAGUGUGACGCCUCCAACCCGGACCUGGCCCACCCGCCCCAGCUGAUGGCGGACCGCGAGCGCGGCGGUCUGAUCACCUACUGGCAGUCCGUCACCUGGAGCCGCUUCCCCGAGCCGCUGCUGGCCAACAUCACCCUGACCUGGAACAAGACCCUGGAGCUGACCAACGACAUCCAGGUGACCUUCGAGUACGGCCGGCCCACCGUCAUGGUGCUGGAGAAGUCGCUGAACCACGGGCGCACCUGGCAGCCGUACCAGUACUACGCCGACGACUGCAUGGAGGCGUUCAACAUGCCCGCCAAGCGCGUGCAGGACCUGGGGGCGGCCAACGCCACGCGGGUCAUCUGCACCGAGCGCUACUCGCGCUGGGUGGGCUCCAAGAACGAGAAGGCGGUGCGCUUCGAGGUGCGCCCGCGGCUGGAGAUCUUCACGGGCCCGCGGCAGGCCAACAUGGAGGCGCUGUACACGCGCAUGGAGAGCGUCAAGGGCCUGCGCGACUUCUUCACCUUCACCAACCUGCGGCUGCGCCUGCUCCGGCCCGCGCUCGGCGGCACCUACGUGCAGCGCGAGAACCUGCUCAAGUACUUCUACGCCAUCUCCAACAUAGAGGUGCCCGCCAGGUGCAAGUGUAACCUGCACGCGUCGCAGUGUGUGUUUACGGACGGGAACCUGCAGUGUGUGUGUGAGCACAACACCGCGGGGCAGGACUGCUCACGCUGCAAGCGGGGAUACAAAGCCAAGAGCUGGAAGCCGGGCUCCUACCUCCCCACUCCCAAUGGCACGCCAAACACAUGUGCUCAGGCUGGCAUGUCGGCUGGUUCCACAGACUGUGAAUGCUAUGGCCACUCUAACCGCUGUAGCUACAUAGACUUCUUGAACAUUGUGACCUGUGUAAGCUGUAAGCACAACACCCGUGGCCAAAACUGUCAACACUGUCGGCUCGGAUACUUCCGGAAUGCCUCUGCGGAGUUGGAUGAUGAGAACGUCUGCAUUGAGUGCAACUGCAACCAGCUGGGCUCAGUGCAUGACCGCUGCAAUGGCACGGGCUUCUGCCAGUGCAAGGACGGAGCAGGCGGAGCCAAGUGUGACGAGUGUGUCCCAGGAUUCUACUGGAGACAGGGCUGCGUCCCGAAUGUGUGUGACGACACUGGCGUGCUGGCGUGUCAGAACGGCGGCACCUGCCUGCAGAACCAGCGGUGCUUGUGCCCGUCGGAGUUUAAGGGUGCGCUGUGUCAGCAGUCUGUCUGCGAGGGGGACAAGAAGUGCAGCGGCGCCGCCACCCUGACCCUGAGCCUGGCAGCCCUGCUGUGCCCGCUGCUCUACCCGCUGCUGGACGCCGCCCGCACGGUGCCCUGAGCAACUCUCUCAGAGAGAGAGAGAGGGAGAGAGAGA
Molecule: messenger RNA, 2396 nt
Organism: Sardina pilchardus (European sardine)
Lineage: Eukaryota; Metazoa; Chordata; Actinopteri; Clupeiformes; Clupeidae
Gene: ntng2b
Product: netrin g2b
Exons: 8
Coding region: 750-2360 (536 amino acids)
Biological process (GO): substrate adhesion-dependent cell spreading; animal organ morphogenesis; tissue development
Cellular component (GO): basement membrane
Source: RefSeq, a predicted model, not a curated record